Messenger RNA from Salarias fasciatus (jewelled blenny), 4604 nucleotides. RefSeq names its product oxidation resistance 1a (gene oxr1a). Gene Ontology annotation, cellular component: nucleus. The record is from RefSeq and is a predicted model, not a curated record. Gene Ontology annotation, biological process: response to oxidative stress. Lineage: Eukaryota; Metazoa; Chordata; Actinopteri; Blenniiformes; Blenniidae. The coding region runs from base 84 to 2636 and encodes 850 amino acids. The transcript has 16 exons.
CGUGCUUCCUGCAGGUUUGAAAAGGCAACAUCAAACCUCGACCUCCCGAAGCCUGUGAGACGGAAAAAGAAGACGCCGCCGAGAUGUUCAGCACCAAAAGACUGAAGAAGAAGUCCCAGUCCGUGGAUAUCGCCAGUCAAGGUUUCUCGCCGACUCUGGUGCCAGCCUCGCCCCUCAACAAGGCUGCGCCACCUGUUGCCAAGACAACCUCCGUCCUCGCUGUGCAGGAGAACAACACCACCAACUCCCAGCGUCGCAGCCCCAGAUGUGGCGAGCUGAAGAGGGGUUACACCAUAGAUACCGGCCAGAAGAAGACUCCAGAAAAGAAGGAUGGAAGGCGCAUGUCGUUCCAGAGACCUAAAGGGACCAUUGAAUAUUCUGUGGAAUCGCGGGACACGUUGAACAGCAUUGCGCUCAAGUUUGACACCACACCCAACGAGCUGGUUCAGCUGAACAAGCUGUUCUCCAGAGCAGUGGUGCCUGGCCAGGUUCUGUACGUUCCUGAUCCCGAGUACGUCUCCAGCGUCGGAAGCUCCCCCUCCCUCAGUCCCAUCAGCCCCCUGUCUCCCACCUCCUCAGAAGCCGAUUUAGAGAAGGUGACGGACUCCGAUGGCCCCCCCAGACCAGAAGGCGUUCACCCCCCUGUCUUCUCCAACCUGCGGCAGUCCAGAGUGGUGUCAUCCACCUCCGAGGAGGAAGAGGCCCUCACGGAGAAGUUCCUCAAGAUCAACUGCAAGUACAUCACCGAUGGCAAGGGCGCGGUGAGCGGAGUGUUGCUGGUGACGCCCAACAACAUCAUGUUCGACCCCCACCGCAUGGACCCCCUGGUCCAGGCCCACGGGUGCGAGGAGUACGGCAUCAUGUGUCCCCUGGAGGAGGUGCAGUCCGCCGCCAUCUACAAGGAGAUCACCGACCCCAAGAUCAGGGAGGCCGUCCCAGAUGAUCUGGAGCCUUUGCCAGCUGAGAGACAUCCGUCCCAGCAGAAGGACGCAGAGCAGCGCCUGAGGGAGCCGGGAGCCAACGACAGCGGCAGCACGGCGCCGCGCAGCACCGAGGGCUCCUUUUCCGAGGACGUCUUCACCGAGACGGAGCUGUCCCCCAUCCGGGAGGAGGAGCAGGCGUCCAGCGAGGACCUGCGCCUGGACAAGUCCUUGGGGGCGUCCACGGAGUCCGUGCAGACCGUAACCCAGGUGGAGGCCGCAGCCGCCGCCGCCGCCGCCGACUCCCAGACUACGAGCGGUGCCCAAAGCUCGGCCGGCCAGCCGGAGGAGCCCGCCGCAGCUAAAGUAGAGGACAAUCCGCCAGACACUGCCACAGAAAAUGAAAGCCAGUCCCCCAUGGGAUCCAAGCAGCACAGUGUAGAGAAGCCACCAAGCACACCCACCACCACCACCACCACCACCACCACCACCCCCACCAGCAGUAGCACUAGCCAGGCGCCGGCCCCCAGCAGCACGUCUCGCCCCGCGUCCCAAAGCUCAGCCACCACUGGUGCCACAGACGCCGUCCCAGCCAGUCCACAGGGUGAUGCCAACCAGGAGACGGAGGUCUCCCAAACGGACACUAUGCAACAAGGCAAGGAGGACAAAGAGGAGACGGAGGGCACGGAAAAGGACGAGACGCAGAACUCCGCAGAAGGUACGGGGUCUGCCGAGAGGCGGAAGCACCGCUCUCACAAGUUCCUGUGUCUGCGAGUGGGGAAGCCCAUGAAGAAGACGUUUGUAUCCAAUGCCAGCGCCUCCAUGCAGCAGUACGCUCAGCAGGGCAAGAAGCACGAGUACUGGUUCGCCGUGCCGCAGGAGAGAUCGGACCAUCUCUACGUCUUCUUCAUGCAGUGGAGCCCUGACAUGUACGGUGAGGGGGUCAGGGGAAUGGGACAGGAGCCUGGAUUUAUGGUCGUCAAGAAGAACGAGUCGACAGAAUCGACUGAAGACGAACCCAUCACUGACCUCAAUGUGAAGGAAUGGGAGGUAGUGUCUCUGACGGAGUACCACCGUCGGAUUGAUGCACUUAACAGCGAAGAUCUGCGUUCACUCUGCAAACGACUCCAGAUCACCACCAAGGAAGAGGUGAACUCUAAGCAUGGCACGUCCAUCAAAGCCGAGCUGGAGCCGGAAACAUUCAAACCCAACCUCAGAGAACCCAGCGAUCUCCUGGAGGCUGACCAGAUAGAGAAGCUUGCCAGGAAUCUCCCUCCGCGGACCAUUGGGUACCCAUGGACACUGGCCUUUGGCACAUCAAAGCAUGGCAUGAGCAUUAAGACGCUGUACAGAGCCAUGCAGGGCCAGGACACUCCGGUGCUCAUGGUGAUUAAGGACAGCGACGGCCAGGUGUUCGGUGCGUUGGCGUCUGAGCCGUUCAAGGUCAGCGACGGCUUCUACGGGACGGGAGAGACCUUCCUCUUCACCUUCAACCCUGAGUUUCAGGUGUACAAGUGGACCGGUGACAACAUGUUCUUCAUCAAAGGGGACAUGGACUCCUUAGCGUUUGGUGGAGGAAGUGGCGAGUUCGGCCUGUGGCUGGACGGAGACCUCUACCACGGCAGGAGUCACUCCUGUAAAACAUUCGGGAACCCCAUGCUCUCCAAGAAGGAGGAUUUCUAUGUGCAGGACAUAGAGAUCUGGGCUUUUGAAUAACCAAACUGUGCACCACAGGGAAAAACAACAACAACCACAACAAAAAAACAGGUCCUGCGAAGGGCAGAGCGAGGAUUGCUCCUCCAUUAAGAACAAUGGCAACGUCCCAAACCUAACUGCACAUCACCGGGGCCCCCCAGGCCGGACGCCAGCUAUCGGAUGCUUGUUGUGCGUUACUACUGCAGUUAUUACGGAGCUUUUUUUUUUUUUUUUUUUCCUUAUUCUUUUUUUUCUUUGUGAAAAUAUACCUUUGUGUGUAUCUUGUUGCGGCCCCGUGCGGCGUCUUUGCAGAGUAGAAGUGGGGCGGGGCUCGGGGGAGGGGGGGCCAGAUUUCUUAGUGCGGUUGUCUCGAGAGGGAGGCGAGCGGCGGCGCUCACAGCUCCUCUCCGCCACAGACGCAGGGACCAUGAUGGCGGCUGAGGUUUGGGAACGACGGACCCCGGCCCCCCUCCCCCGCCUGGUCCGGGACGCCGGAGGAGCGGCCCCCACCCAGCCACCCACCCACCCCGAUGUUACUCACUGUGCUGUCAGCCCUGACGGAGAGGCCCGGUUAGAGCGGGAGGCAGAAGCUGAACACAUUCCAUUACUCUGUGAUGGCGGCGGAGCGUCUGAAGAAAAGCGGUGAUUUGCAGUAAAGAAAAAAAAAAAACACCCACUUAUUAAAACGCAUCAGCAACCGGAUACACUUAACUCAGAGACGAGAGAAUACAUGCGAAUGCGUGCGAGAUGGCGUGAGUGUGUGUGUGUGAGUGUGAGUACUUGAAGGGAGGGGGGGUCAGUCUUUCUACAGCACCGUAUGGGGUCGCGUCCUCUGAGGCUGAACUUAUAGCGUAUCGUGUAUCGUCGUCCUCCUGUCGUUCACUGUCAUAGCACACCAUCCGAAAGCACAUAGCUAUUAACCCCACCGCCCAUCGUCGUAACGUUCUGUUCAGUGGGUGUACGUGUGAGUCCAGCUAACACCGGCUCCUCCCGCUGGGAGCGCCGGCUGUACUGUUCGUAGACAGUAACGUGUUGCAAUAGAUUUGUGGAAUAUGCAAAUAACUGUCCUGUGACCUCAAAUAACCCCCGGGAGGCUGGCGGCGCGUCCGGCCGCCGUCUGCCGCUCUUUCGAGAGAGGAGACUUGUAAAGCUUUUACGUCUUGAUACACAGCCGCUUUUCUGGGUAUCAUUUGAAAAGCCUGAGACGUGGUUAACUGUUUUACAUGCAUAUAUGACAAUUAUAUAUUGGUAUAUAUGAUUAUAUAGGGGUUUAUAUAAUCAUAUAUAUUUUGCUGUUGAGUGUGACAGUGAUAUAUUUGUGCUGAUAUUUCAGCUGUUACUAUAUAAUGUAUAUUACCCUGUAAAUUAAUGUUAAAAUAGUAGAUUUGUUCUGAUAUAUAUAUAUAUAUAUAAUAUAAAAUACAUAAUUAUAUAAUUAUAUAUAUAUAUGAAAUAAAGUGUGGAUUGGUGGGUUGCUUCUAGCACUUUAAUCCGGUGUAAAAGCGUCAAGGCCAGGUUCUUAGAUUCUUAGCAGUAGCUGUACAGUAAUUUUUUUUUCUCUAUUUUUUUUUUCUCUAUUUUUUUUUAAGACCAUUAAGAUGUUAAUUGUUAGUAGAAAGCUUGCUGCUACCAAUAUCAACAGGGUGACGGCCCUCAUGCUCUGUGUCUAAACAAAAAUGAAAAAAUAAGAGGACUACUCGGAGGAAGGAAGGGGGGGUUGAAGGCGGCCGCCAGGUGAGUGUGAGCAGGCGCAGGUAGGUAUGUGGGCGGGCUGAAGGGACGCGUGUACAGUGCGUGGCUGUGGCCCCUCCCCCUCCCCGUGGAGCUUUCCUCCCCCCUUUUCUGGUCUUCCACACCAGUAUUUGUGUCCUUGUGGAACGUCACAAACAGUAAUAUGGAUAACUCUUCCAAUUAUUUCACCAGAAUACAAUGUAUCAGUGAUGUAUAAAUAACAAUAAAGCUGAAUUAAUUGUUGUAACCUGGGAUAUA